This is a messenger RNA of Linum trigynum, 2926 nucleotides long. Lineage: Eukaryota; Viridiplantae; Streptophyta; Magnoliopsida; Malpighiales; Linaceae. The record is from the annotation of a GenBank genome assembly.
AUUAAUAAAAAUAAAAAUAAUUCGGCCAUGGCUGGUAACAACUCACCAAAGCUAGUGUUAAUUUACCUUGGAUUGGACGUCAAAACAAUGGUCAAGAAAACUACUUAAACCGAAAAGGAAAACUGGCAAAGCGUUUGUCUCGAUAAACCCCACCUGUUUCUCUCGCCUUCGUUCACAAUACAAACAAGCAGCUCUCUCUCUGGCAUCUUAGCCUUUUUGCAUUCUCUCUCUGUCUCUGUUGUUCUGAUGAUCGAACCCACGUUGUCGUAUUGAUGGAACGAAGCUCUUUCCUUACUUGGCACUUUGAUAUGCUAAAAAAAGACGCCAAAAGUACGAGCCUGUGUGAGCAAUUUGAGGACCAAAAAAGUUUUCUUUCUUCCUUCUCUGUUUCAGUUAACCUUUGAUCUUUCGAUGGCUUGGCUUUCUGAUGCCAAAUUUAGAAACCCAGUUUUCGCAUUGUUUGAUUUGAGCCUUUUCCACCAGAAAGUUUCUGCCUUUGGCUUGCCUAUGGGAGUGUCCUUGUUUGGUUAAUUGAAAUUUUCAAAAGCUUUCUCGUUACUCUUCUCUCUCUCUCUCUGCGUGGGUUUCUGUUUCUGAGGUGGUGUUGUAAUACUUGGAAAUGAAUGGGAAUGACGGGGAAGAAGAAGAACAACCUGGUUUUGAAAUAGGCUUGGUGGUUCGAAACAGAAUUCUCAGGCAAGAAGAUGACUCUGUCGAUUGCAUGGAGGUUCUCCUUAAGGAACUCAGACAUGUUGGAUUUACUGUCGAAACUGUUCGUGGCUUCACAGAUGGAUUCAUCAAGCUGUCUGCAACUCUGGAGAGAUUGGGGCAAGCUGCAGCAGAUUUGCAGCUUAGGAAACCUACUUACAUUGGAAUCGAUCUCCCAUUUCAGAGCGAGGAUGUGAAUGCGUUUGUGAGACAGCCAGAUGGUAAAUUAUUCAGCUGGUGUGAACGUUUCAGAUGUUACCAGCACAUGUUGUAUGGCAUUCGAAAUAGAAGCCAGUCGGACAUAAGUCUAAAACUGGAUGGGAGAGAACUGGUCUGGAAAAUUCGGGAACCUUUACUGCAGACAUUGGAAUUGGAGGGCAUUCUCAAGCACGUUUUCCCUCUUCAUGAUGAGGUUAAGAGGAAGAAGCUCCUCAAAAGUUGGGUACUCAACAAGAGAAACUAUACUAACCAGGACAUUGAUGACAUGUAUUCAUACUUCGGAUUAAAGAUUGCCAUUUACUUUGCUUUCCUUCGGAUGUAUGCACGUUGGAUAGUGUUUCCUGCUCUACUGGCGGUUAUAGUGCAGUUGGUCAAUUUCGGCUCAAUGCAGUUCUUAGUCCUACCUGUGUUCUUCACAAGCACAACCUUAUGGGCCGUCUUGUUUUUCCAGUUCUGGAAACGGAAGAAUUAUUCCCUUAUAUCGAGGUGGCAGAUAAAUUGCUCGGUUACCGCAGGACAAGGAUACAAGUUCUUGGGAAUGGAAUGCACUUCCUUAAAGACUCGACUAGAGCUGCUGAAAGCUAUGGGGGAUAGGAACAGAGAGAAAGCAGUGUAUCAAAGAUAUGAAUGGUUUGGUCACCUGGUUCGGUUUAGAAACAAUGCUCUUAUAAUCUUAGGCAUUGUAUGUCUACAGUUGCCCUUUGAAUUGGCCUAUGCUCAUCUCUACGAGGUUCUUAAGUCCGACAUUACCAAGUUUGCAUUAACUGCUGGCUACAUUUUUCUGAUCCAAUUCUUCACAAAGCUAGGGGCCAGAGUAUCAGUGAGGCUCAUAAAGUAUGAAAACAAUGAGAACUCACAGUUUCAGGCGGACAGCUUAGUGUACAAAGUAUUCGGUCUCUACUUCAUGCAAUCGUACAUUGGAGUUUUCUAUCAUGCACUUCUCCACCGUAACUUCUUGACCCUUCGCCAGCUGUUGAUUCAGCGUCUCAUAAUCUUCCAGGUAUUGGAAAAUGUGUUGGAACAUUCACUACCUUAUGUAAAGUACAGCAUCAAGAAGUAUAGGGCUGUCAGAAACAAGAAACACCGACGCACUGCAUCUGGCGGCAAGAAGGUUCACUUCCACUCCAAAGUGGAGAAAGAGUACCUAAAGCCUGCUUAUAAUGCAAGCAUAGGCGAUGAAUUAGAAGAUGGCCUUUUUGAUGACUAUUUGCAGUUGGCGUUGCAGUUUGGAAUGAUUAUGAUGUUUGCAUGUGCAUUUCCCCUAGCAUUUGUUUUUGCUGCUGUGAACAGCUUCACAGAGGUUAGAACCGAUGCACUGAAGCUGCUCUCCAUGUUCAGAAGGCCCGUCCCUCGUGCUGCUGCCACUAUCGGAGCUUGGAUUAACAUAUACCAGUUCUUAAUAGUCAUGUCGAUCUGCACCAACUCGGUUCUUCUAGUAUGCAUGUAUGAUCAGGAGAGGAAAUGGCAGAUAGAACCAGGACUUGCAGGAAUUCUCAUCAUGGAACAUGUCCUUCUGCUGAUUAAAUUUGGAUUCUCUCAAUUCGUUCCCGAGGAACCGGCUUGGGUAAGAGCAAGACGAGUCUGGAAUGCAGAGCAAGUGCAGGAUGCCUGCGCUAAACAGCUUCUGAAGAGCUUCCCAAGCCGGGAGAAGAAUUUCGAAGAAAAGAAGGUCGAGUGAGAAAGACUAACUAACUGUAGGGAUAAUACAAACCAUCAUAGACAAAGGUUAGCUUCUGCUAUUCCAAUUUUGUAAGCUAAGUAGUCUUUUUUUUUUUUUUUUUGCAUUCUCCUUUCUUUCUUUUGAUUUGUUUCUUCAUAUUGUUUGGUAUAUUCCUCAUGUAUAGCAGAACAAUCCUGUUGAGUUGUAUUCCUUUCAUUGAAGAAAUUGAAAUGAGAUGAGAUGAAAAGAAAAGAAAAAUUAUUUUCUUCAAUGGAAUAGUUAAUUGAAUCUGUACAGAUCAAAUGUUAGUUACAAAGGAAAUGAACAUUAUGAUUAUUG